Pelecanus crispus (Dalmatian pelican) is the source of this 1038-nucleotide messenger RNA. The record is from RefSeq and is a predicted model, not a curated record. NCBI's taxonomy places the organism in Eukaryota, Metazoa, Chordata, Aves, Pelecaniformes, Pelecanidae.
GCUUUUUCUCUCUCUCCCUCCCCGUCUCUCGGGCUCAAGGUGUGGUUUAAAAACCGCCGGGCCAAGUGCCGGCAGCAGCAGCAGCAGCAGCAGAAUGGGGGCCAGAACAAGGUACGGCCAGCUAAAAAGAAGAAUUCACCGGCCCGGGAAGUGAGUUCGGAGAGCGGGACCAGCGGGCAGUUCACUCCCCCCUCCAGCACCUCGGUCCCCACCAUUUCCAGCAGCAGUGCCCCCGUAUCCAUCUGGAGCCCGGCGUCCAUCUCCCCGCUCUCAGACCCCCUGUCCACCUCUUCCUCCUGCAUGCAGAGAUCCUAUCCCAUGACCUACACCCAGGCAUCAGGCUACAGCCAAGGAUAUGCUGGCUCGACCUCCUAUUUCGGAGGGAUGGACUGUGGAUCUUACUUGACCCCUAUGCACCACCAGCUUCCCGGACCGGGGGCCACCCUGAGUCCCAUGGGUGCCAACGCGGUCACCAGCCACCUCAACCAGUCCCCAGCCUCCCUCUCCACCCAGGGCUAUGGAGCCUCCAGUUUGGGCUUUAACUCCACCACCGAUUGCUUGGAUUAUAAAGACCAAACGGCCUCCUGGAAGUUAAACUUCAAUGCUGACUGCUUGGAUUAUAAGGACCAGACAUCGUCAUGGAAGUUCCAGGUUUUGUGAAGAACCUUUGUGAUAACGAGAGAAAUCGUGACGAGAACGAACAGGCUGGGCUGAGCGCUCCAGUUUUAGUCAGGUCUUGGUUAAAUUAAAGAGAAAAAAUAACUCAACGGACAAACAAAUGAACAACAACAACAAAAAAAAAGACAGCGACAAGAGGGGGACAGUGUUGGUGUGAUCCCGUUCAGACUCAUCUCCUGCUCAGACGCUCUGGAAAAGGAAUAAUAAAGAGGAAAAACAGAGGAGGAAGGCCUUAAAUGGACAGAUCAUCUAGUGAGCAGAAAACAGACCGACCCAUCUGUGUUCUUUCUAGUUUUAGGCAAUUGUUGGGUUUCUUUGUUUGGAAGAGGUGGGAGAUCGUCCCACCUACGGGCCAGUUUU